Molecule: messenger RNA, 1683 nt
Organism: Tilletiopsis washingtonensis
Lineage: Eukaryota; Fungi; Basidiomycota; Exobasidiomycetes; Entylomatales
Product: kinase-like protein
Exons: 15
Coding region: 1-1683 (560 amino acids)
Biological process (GO): protein phosphorylation; intracellular signal transduction
Cellular component (GO): cytoplasm
Molecular function (GO): protein serine/threonine kinase activity; ATP binding; protein binding
Source: RefSeq, a predicted model, not a curated record
AUGCCGGCGCUCUCCUUGAUCUCCCACCACGACCCCUCUCUGCACCAGACAUGCCCUACCGCUGUGGUCAUGUCCACCUCGCCCCUCUCCUCUCCCUCCGACGCGCGAGCGCAGCGCAAGGUGGCGCCCCUCGGCCCGCCUGCGCCGCCUGAGCGCAGCAGCGUGGCGCCGCUGCGAGCCAAGCGCAAGCUCUCGCUUUCGCCCGAGUCAUCACCCGUUCUGGAUGCCGAUCUGUUCGACCCCGAUCUCUUUCCAGAUGCUCAGAUUGACGACGGAGAAGAGCCUGUGGCGCAUCUCUACACGUCUAGUGGGAAGCGACAGCAGCGCUUGGCUGUUCAACCACACGUGCCCUUUGUAGUCGGUCGGCACCCGCGCUGCGACUACGUGCUCGACGCGCCAAUCGCCUCCGCACGUCAUUUCAAGUUGAUCGCGCACAUCACCGACUCAGGUGACGCCUUCGUGUCGCUCGUGGAUCUCUCAACCAAUGGUACGCUUCUCAAUGGUCGGCGUAUCGAUGCCGGCAGCGCUUGUCUGCUGUGCGACGACGACCGCAUCGGCCUGCCGGGCGUCUCCAAGGAGUACCUCUACCGACACGCCAGCUCAUCGAGAGAAGAAGACGAGGAAGUGGGCGACUUUCGCGUGCUGCCGCGUGUCCUCGGCACUGGCACGUACGCCUCGGUGCGCUUGGCCAUUCAUGUGCCUACUGGUGCGCAGGCGGCAUGCAAGCGCCAGAACCGUGCAUGGCUGGCGGAUGCUCAGACAGCAAGGAAUGCGCGCCGCGAAGUGGCGCCGAACAUCAACAGCUUCAUCGCCGUGCACCUGGACGAGGAGCACGUCUACUACUUUGUCUCUUGCGUGGCAGGCGGCGACCUGUUCAACUACGUCGCAGCGCACCGUCGGCUCGGCGACGCCGAAGCCAAGUUCAUCUUCCACCAGCUGCGUCUUGCCAUCGCGUACCUGCACAACCACGGGAUCGCGCAUCGCGACAUCAAGCCCGAGAAUGUGCUGCUUCUGGCUGCCGGCAGCUUCCCGCAUGUCCAGCUGGGCGACUUUGGCCUGGCCUCGGACGCGCCAGGCAAGUUGCAGCGCGCAAGCUCGCAGUGCGGCACCGUGUCGUAUUUGCCGCCCGAGGCGCUGCGCUGCCGCGUUACUCAGGAGUCGUACGACGCCCUCGCAUUCGACACGUGGGGAGCUGGCGUGGUGCUCUAUGUGCGCACGCACCCCUUCGACCACUGCCAGCUCGACACGCUCGACGACGUCUCAUGGGAGGUGCAAGCCGAGCUGCUGCGUCGACGUCUCGUGACGCACGAGUGGCUACGCAGUCGUUCCUUGCUCCUCGCGGCGCCACCUGCCGUGCCGCUGCUCCCGAAGGCAGAGGCGCAGGAGGCAAUCGCGGCGGCCGACUCGCGCCGCCAGCUCGUCCAGAACGUCUUCACGGGCGUCACGUUUGACCCGUACAUGCAGAAGAUGCCCUGCCUCGCCGGUGAGCUCUACCCGGCGCCCAUCGUUCGCCUGCCCGUCGCUGAAGCGUCGCCAUCUCCAGCACGCGUCCUCCUGCAGCAGCUCCUAGCGACGGACGUCAAGGAGCGCAUCAGCGCCGAAGCGGCUGCACAGAGCGAGUGGCUGCGCCACUCGAGACGCGAGCUGGACGCCAUGUACACGCAGCGCGUGCGAGAGCGCUGA